AUGUCCCUGGCUCAAAGGGUCUUGUUAACCUGGGUCUUCACCCUGGUCUUCCUGACUUUGCUAGUCCUCAAACUGGAUGGAAAGGUGCAGUGGAACUGGUUCCUCAUCUUCCUACCUGUAUGGGUCUUUGACGGCAUUCUCCUUCUAAUGCUCACCAUCAAAAUGGCCGGUCGCUGCAAGCCGGGUUUCGACCCGCGGAACGGCUCGCCGGACCUGCGUUUACGCGCCUGGUACCUGGCGGCCAUGCUGCUAAAGCUAGCCUUCUGCCUGACGCUGUGCGCCAAGCUGGAGAAGCUAGCAGAGGUGAAGCUGACUUUGGUGUGCAUCCCUUUGUGGACCAUGCUGCUGGGGGCGCUGGUCGAGCUGGGCCUCAACAUCUUUCCUGAGAGGAGAGACGCCUGA
This is a messenger RNA of Nerophis lumbriciformis (worm pipefish), 402 nucleotides long. The record is from RefSeq and is a predicted model, not a curated record. Lineage: Eukaryota; Metazoa; Chordata; Actinopteri; Syngnathiformes; Syngnathidae.